AUGGCAGGCGCUGGUGAGGGCUGUCGCCGCCAGGUGCGGGUGUCCCGCCUCGUCUCCUUCAGCGCGACCCACCGACUGCACAGCAAAUCUCUGAGUAAUGAAGAAAACUUGAAACUGUUUGGGAAAUGCAACAAUCUAAAUGGCCAUGGGCACAAUUAUAAAGUUGUGGUGACGGUGCAUGGAGAGAUUGAUCCUGUUACAGGAAUGGUUAUGAAUUUGACUGACCUCAAAGAGUAUAUGGAGGAGGCAAUUAUGAAGCCCCUUGAUCAUAAGAAUUUGGAUCUGGAUGUGCCAUACUUUGCAGAUGUUGUAAGCACGACAGAAAAUGUUGCUGUAUAUAUCUGGGAAAACCUCCAGAAAUUUCUUCUUCUGGGAGUUCUUUAUAAAGUAAAAGUGUAUGAAACUGACAAUAAUAUCGUUGUCUAUAAAGGAGAAUAGCUUUUAGGGGUUAAAACUGUAGAAAGACUAAUUUCUUUCCAUAUUUGAAAAAGGUCUUUAUCCCCUGGGACUAUUAAGAAGUAGUCACAUACUUGUUAUGCCUCCACAUUGUGUUCCGGAGUGCCCAAUUGAUUGAAAUCGUUGUGUGUAAAACCUGUUGUGAAUUCAAAUCUAUCUUAAAACCAAACUUGUAAAACAUCCUGAGUAUCAUUUAGAGAGUCUUUUAUUUAUAGAUUAAAAAUCACUUGCGGUGUGGAAUUUAAAAGUAAAAUAAAUCAAGUUUUGU
Neomonachus schauinslandi (Hawaiian monk seal) is the source of this 724-nucleotide messenger RNA. Its product is annotated as 6-pyruvoyl tetrahydrobiopterin synthase-like. The record is from RefSeq and is a predicted model, not a curated record. NCBI's taxonomy places the organism in Eukaryota, Metazoa, Chordata, Mammalia, Carnivora, Phocidae. Bases 1 to 438 code for a protein of 145 amino acids. Gene Ontology annotation, molecular function: 6-pyruvoyltetrahydropterin synthase activity. The transcript has 4 exons. Gene Ontology annotation, biological process: tetrahydrobiopterin biosynthetic process. Gene Ontology annotation, cellular component: mitochondrion.